UUGGGAGGGAGGUUUUGGCUUUUGGAAUUCCCCCGGUGUACUGAGAACAAUGAUAUUUCGACUAGUGCGUGCAGAAAUAACCGCGUCACACUCUUGAGAGCGCGCAGACUCGAGUGGCGGGUCACACCGUGGAUACACUGAUUGGCGGCACGCACCGGCUUUGUUAUCACUCUUGCAUCACCGCGGUGGCACUGUGAUUAGUGGGCGGCACUAGGUGACGGGACGCCCACCAGGAUGGACGAGAAGAAGCCCACCGGCCGCAAGAAGCUGUGGGUCUGGAUCGGCGCCGUGUCCGUCCUGCUGGUGACGGCGGGGCUGGUGGUCGGCGUCGUCUACGUGGUCAAGCACCCCAGCGAAACCGUGAGUCCCGCGCGGCCCGCAGCCUCCGACUUGCUGUACCUGUUCGACAGACCCGCCGAGCCGAUCUUCUCCUUGCGGGGGAUCAACCGAGAUGUCGCCUUCGACGUGCCCCACGCCUACCUGCCCGAGCGCUACCGGCAGCGGGAGGCCGAGGUUCGCGAGCAGGUGCGCCGUGCUGCGAAGCGAGUCGUCAUGGUCCCCGAGAUAGAGAUGCCGGCUGAGAGGUUCGCCGACAUCAACACCAGGCUGCCCUUCCGCAGCGCCUUCACGAGGUCCGCGCCGCCCUUCCUCGCGCUCGUCAUCCGCUUCUGGCAUUUCUUCGACGAGAGUUCGUCGGUGGAGGACCUACUCGCCCGGGCUGUGUGGGCGCGUCUUCACUUCAACCCAGAGAUGAUCCUGGACGCCCUCAUGCUGUACAUGUUGCGGUCUCCUCUGCAGAGCGUUCGGGACCUCAGGAUCCCCGAGCUCCCCGAGUACAUCCCCGAGCUCUACGUCAACGACGAGUUCUUUGCCAAGGCCCGCGAGGAGAUGCACAUGGUCCCCCCCAACAACAGGGCGCCCGUGGCCGUGGCGAGGAACGUGGGCAAGGACGACGAGAGCGUGCUCUGGUACUUCCGCGAGGACCCCCACUUCCACGUGUUCCACUGGAAGUGGCACGUGUACUACCCGGCGGGGACGGACGACGACCAGUACGUGGACCUGCCGCGGCGCGGGGAGCUGUUCGUUCACCUGCACCGCCAGUUCACGGCCAGAUACAACGCCGAAAGGUUCACCAACGGGCUGCCGGCGGUGCUGCCCAUGGACGUGCACAAGCCGCUGCCCAAGGGCUACUUCCCGAAGAUGGUUCAUCUCCACGGCUCCAAGGGGACCGUAGGGCGACAGGACAACGCCACGCUGCUGCCUCUGAAGACGUUUGUCGACAAUCACGAUAAAUGGAUUAAAGGAUAUGAGCGUGUCCUUGACCAAGGCUACGUAGUACUUAAAAACGGAACUCAAAAGAGGCUGGUGGACAUUGAAGGCCUGGACAUCAUCAGCAACCUUCUUGAAGGGAACACAGUCGUGUCACCGGACUACAACUUCUACGGAAAUGUGCACAACGACCUCCACGCCAACCUGCCCAGGGCGGCGGACCCCAUCGCCGUCCACAACGAACCUUUGACCGUGACUUCCUUCAUCACAACCGUGGCCAAGGACCCGGCCUUCUUCAACAUCCACCAGCUGAUGGACGACCUGUACGAGAAGUACAAGAAGAAGUACACUCUUCCUUACGACAUCGCAAAGGACCUCACACCGCUCCCCGGGGUGACGCUGCACUCCGUGGCGGUGCGCACCGCCAACGCGGCGGCCGCCAACGAGCUCAGCACGUACUACCAGCAGUCGGACCUGGACGUGUCGCUGGGGCUGGACUACACGCCCGCGGGGCGUCAGUACGCGCGCUUCACCCACCUCCAGCACCGCCCCUUCCACUACGAGCUCAGGGUCACGAACAACGAGUCCAGGCCCCGGCGGGUGUUCGUGCGGCUCGCGCUCCUCAUGGUCCAGGACGAGAAGGGCGCGCCGCUGGACCUCGACUUCAGGCGUCGCUUCAGCCUGCUGCUGGACGUGUACGACGCCGUCCUCGCCCCGGGUGACAACACGCUGCGGCGCCAGUCCACGCAGUCGGCGCUGACCAUCGACAACGACGCCAUCUACGCGGAGGGUCGGGACGCGGGGGCGGUGCGGCGGGGGAACGUGUGCCGGUGCGGGUGGCCGCAGGGCCUGCUGCUGCCCAGGGGCUCCGCGGCCGGCACGCCGUACCAGCUCCUCGCCAUGGUCACCGACUACGAGCAGGACAAGGCCCCGACUUCCGGGUCGUCGGAGACGUGCGACGACGGCUGGCUCAUGUGCGGCGUGAUCGGCAGCGCGCACUACCCCGACGUGCGCGCCAUGGGCUUCCCCCUGGACCGGCCCUUCCCCGCUGGCGUCGCCUCGCUGGAGGACCUGCUCACGCCCAACAUGGCCCUGGCCGACGUGCGCGUCACGUUCGAGAACCGCACCGAGCCACCCACGGCCGUGUUGCAGGGCGACAGGUCCACCAGCUGGAUGCCCACCGUCUGAACGCAAACCGCCGGGCUGCAGGGCGGCAGGUCCACCAGCUCGAUCUCCAGAGCUGAGCUGCAGGGCGCCAGGUCUACCAGCUGGGCGCCCACCAACCACCACAACCUGACCGCGCACGGCAUCACGGACGCAAACGCGGAUCCAGCGCCCCACACGGCUCCAAAAAUAAAGUACCCCUGCCCUGUCCACAUCACGUGGGACACCUCGGCCAGCCCGCGACCUCGACCUAGUGCUCGACCUAGUGAAUGUUUGAUCGCGGUCGAGCCGGCGCCCUCGCAGUGUUUGUUGACUGACGGUUGUUUGCGCACCCUGGGCCGCCCGCCAUGGUCCCAAUAAAACACAAAGCCGGAGAAAGAUA
Frankliniella occidentalis (western flower thrips) is the source of this 2815-nucleotide messenger RNA. RefSeq names its product phenoloxidase 2-like. NCBI's taxonomy places the organism in Eukaryota, Metazoa, Arthropoda, Insecta, Thysanoptera, Thripidae. The record is from RefSeq and is a predicted model, not a curated record. Gene Ontology annotation, molecular function: oxidoreductase activity.